AUGUCACAACCAUCCGUCCGCCGCAACCUGUUCCAGCAAACGCUUAGCCGCCGACCUGCGACAACCACUCCUCUUCCUCUUUCUCCUCCUCCUCCACCUCCUCACCUUCACCCCCAUCCUCAUUCUCACCCUCCUUCGCAGUCACAUCUCCAUCCUCACGCUCACCAUUACUCCUCCAUUCCCCCCUUCCCAUCUCUCCCCCCUCAUCCCAAUACGACAACCAUGCCCAUGCCACUACCAUCCAACGACCAUACCAGCAACAACAACACCACCACCACGGGCACCACGAACAACCACGCGCCCCUCUCCAACCGCUCCGCCCUGCAUCGUCUCAAGCCAGCCUCACACUCGCGUCCCCAUUCCCACUUAUCCUCGGCAACAGACCCCUCGCGCACGAUGAGAUACCACAUCCCCGAAAAGGACCGCGAGAUCGUCGUCCGCGACAAACACGGCGGGUAUAAACUGGACAUGCCGAGUCUGCCACCGCAAACAUCGUUCAGUGAGGAUGGGGAGGAAUUGGGGGAUGUGGAUGUCGAUGUUGGUGUGGAUGGUGGGAGUGGAAUGAGGAAUGCAUUGGAGGCGGAGUUGAGUGGGAAGGAUAAAGAGAAAUUCGAAGCUGCGCUGGUGGAAAUGGUCAUUCGGCAUCGCAAUCGUCAAACGAGUGGGGGGCCUGAUGAAAUCUUGGAUAUUGUACACCAGAACUUACGCAAACAAGUCGCUUCCCUCGACGACGACAACUGGAUGUUUGAACCGGAGAGGGAAAUACAACCGUGA
Molecule: messenger RNA, 774 nt
Organism: Penicillium diatomitis
Lineage: Eukaryota; Fungi; Ascomycota; Eurotiomycetes; Eurotiales; Aspergillaceae
Exons: 3
Coding region: 1-774 (257 amino acids)
Source: RefSeq, a predicted model, not a curated record